Molecule: messenger RNA, 1857 nt
Organism: Glycine soja
Lineage: Eukaryota; Viridiplantae; Streptophyta; Magnoliopsida; Fabales; Fabaceae
Product: BAG family molecular chaperone regulator 1-like
Exons: 4
Coding region: 466-1476 (336 amino acids)
Biological process (GO): protein stabilization
Cellular component (GO): cytoplasm
Molecular function (GO): protein-folding chaperone binding; adenyl-nucleotide exchange factor activity
Source: RefSeq, a predicted model, not a curated record
UAAUAUCUUGUUCCACCUUUUUAUUGCGAAAACAGUUCCAACGCAAUAAAUUUGACGAAUGAAGACAGUGCAGUAAUCCGGGGUGAAACCUCCGUUUUGGCUCUCACCAACCACAGAUUUCCCCUUCUCUGUGUCUUCCUGCGCGUUACCAAAUUUGAUUUUACCUUUUCUCUCUUUAUAUUCUUCUCUUCAAAUUCUGAUACUUUCUACGCCGGCCACUCAGUUUCUCUUUCGUUUUUCUUUUUCUUUUCUUUCUUUCUUUCUUUCACUUAUCCUAUUAGUAUUAUUUCCCAGUCGGUUUCUACAUUCUCUCUGUUUUUUUCCUUCCACCGACUGCUAGUUUUCGUUAACACCACUAACUUCAAGGUUGGUAGCUUUAUCUUCCUUCCCCUUUAAAUUAUACUAAUCUUACUUCCCUUAACUUUUCCUUUGGUUUUUAUUCUUCCAUUUAUUGUAUUUUACAUCAUGAAGAAGAGGCUUUUGAUUUUGGGCAAGUCAAGGUUCUUUCUUCUUUCCUCGUUUUCCCUCCCUCCAAGGGAAGAACCUCUUCAGAUACACCCUUUUUGCCCUGAGAAAACAUUAGACCACACCGCACUCUUCCAUUUCACCCAUAAAGCUUGGACUGCAGUCAAAGAGUCAACGAUCCACAACAUGUUUUCGAGGGGCAGAGGGAGUGACAUUGGUGGCCAUGGCAACACAAACGUGGCUGAAUGGGAAUUAAGGCCAGGAGGAAUGGUCGUGCAGAAACGUAACUCGGAUUUGAAUCAAAAUUCUGCAUCUAAAUUCACCAUCAAAGUCAAAGUGAAGUAUGGCUCAUCCUAUCACCAAAUUCAAAUCAGUUCUCAUGCAAGUUUCGGGGAAUUGAAGAAAAUGUUAACAGAACCUACAGGAUUGCACGUUCAGGAUCAGAAGUUGAUUUACAAGAAAAAAGAGAGAGACUCAAAGUCAUAUCUUGAUGUUGAGAGGGUCAAAGAUGGAUCAAAAUUGGUGCUUGUUGUGGACAUUGAGAGUAGAGAAAGAAGGAUACUUGAGACGUUAAAAAUUGCUAAGGAGAAGACAUCAAAAUCCUUGACAGAAAUAAAGGUGGAGGUUGAUAAACUUGCCAAGAAGGUUGCAGCUUUGGAGGCUGCUGCUUCCACAGGUGGGGUUAUAGCAGAGUUAGAUAUAGAGACUUUGACCGAGAAUUUGAUGAGAACAUUGAUUGCAUUGGAUGAAAUUAAUGGUGAGGGUGAACUGAAAUUGCAGAGAAGAGAGCAGGUUAGGAGAGUUCAGAAACACAUUGAGACUCUAGAUAUGUUGAGGAUGGCAAGGGAAAACUCAAUUUCUCUGAAAAAUGAAGAGAAAAACUUGGCACGUGAGAGCAAGGUGCAUUGUGGUGAUCACAUGCAGGGGAGACAGGGAAAUCCUAAGAAGCAGCAACCGUUAAAACAUUCUGAAUCAGUUGUAGUCACAACAAAAUGGGAAACUUUUGAUUGAGGAUUUUAAAUUUGCAACGAAAAUGCCUCACACAAAUUAAGAGUGCAAUCAAUAUUCAGUGAGUCAUAUAGUUGUGGGUUGCUUCUGCCUUAAAAGAAAUUAUUAUUUUUCUCAUUAUAUGCCUGCAAUUUAGAAUAAUGUUUGGUUCACAUUAUUUUUUCUUUACAUCUACUUGCACCCUUUAAAGCAUCGAAUCAUUUCAUGGGACGAAUAGCAAAGGGAAAAAGCUGUUGAAUGGUAGGUGUAAAAGUAUGUGGAAUAAAAACUGACUUGAAAAACCAAGAGGCUAAUGACUUUAGCAAUGGGUGGUUCGUGUUUUAUUUUUUACAUUAUUAUAAUUAUUUUCUUUAUUUCUCUCAUUAUAUUAAUUGUCUUAUUACA